AAUCCGCAACAACAAAAUGACAUGUGGAGGAUAAAUGGAGCAAAGAUCAGGGAUUAUUCAAACAUUUCUUCCUUUUGGAUAUUAUCUGAAAUACUGAGACACAAACUGAAAACGGUACUAAAGUGACUGCUAUCUUUGUUUGUGUGACGGUUUGGUUUCCUGUGCUUAGUAGAUUACGUUUGCAGCACUUGGUGCCAUGCUAUCUGGAUUUAACUGCAUGCAUGUGUGUGAAAGGAGCACAGCUUGUCACUGUAGUGGGUGGGAGCAGGUGGAGGAGUGGUUCUGGGAAUUUUGUUAGGGAGUUAUAAGACUGCUGACCAUGUCAUUCUUAGUGUGUCACUUCAGAGGAAUUGGACCAGGAGAUUUUCAUUUGUGUGACCUGGGAAUCCCCACAGAACGACAUCACAAAAAGACGAGCAUGUUGUGUCUGAAAAUGAGGGCAGACUGGGUUCUCGUCCUAUUCUGCACAAUUUCAACAUGUGUGACCCAGAAAUGGAAAAAGGAGGCCUCACGUUGGGACCCGAAAGAACACUUCCACAGUAAGACUUGCUCCAACCUGACCCAGGUACUGGACAACUGGAAAUUUGCCAUUCUGACUCAAGUGAAAUAUCUGCUGAUGAAUGACCAUGCGUCCGUCCUCCCUGAAUACAAUAGGAUCCAACCGCUGUCAGAUGCUCUGGGAGAGCUUUACAAAGAGUUUACAACAUUAAAGGAGGACCUGGGGAGACUCACUAAUAAGUUUGACAGAGUGGAGGCUUUUGUGGAUGACCUGCAGGAUGGAAGGCUCACUCUACUGCCACGAGCCCCACAGAGGCCCCCGGUCCCACAGAGGUUCCCCCACAGGGCCGGUCUUAGGUCUCCCUUACGGGCACAGAUGAGAAAUUCUGACAGGGAAAUUGUCAAAAAGUCACCAUUAUUCAGAGCAAGGAGAGGACCACAAACACCUUAAAGGUGGCUUUUGUUUUAUUUUUCAGAGG
Molecule: messenger RNA, 977 nt
Organism: Thalassophryne amazonica
Lineage: Eukaryota; Metazoa; Chordata; Actinopteri; Batrachoidiformes; Batrachoididae
Exons: 4
Coding region: 320-949 (209 amino acids)
Source: RefSeq, a predicted model, not a curated record